GCUGCAUUCACAGACGGGACCAGUAGCCUGUCGUUGCUGUCUGUACCAAUAUUCUAUCUAGAUUGUCAUACGAGUCACAUCAGCCUGUAGUAGACUUAAGUGUGCAAAUGGCAGUAAGUUUAAACACUUGCUCCAUUCGCUUUAUAUGGACUGUAUUUAAAAUUUAGGUAAAAAAACUAAGGUUGUUUUAAGAAAAUAUUUUUAAAAGUCCUUGAUUGGUUCAUAUACAUUCUUGGCUGGCAAUAUUGAAAAGACUUUUCAAGUGGAAUUCAGGUACAUUCUCAGUUAUGGAUGGGCAAUCAUAUGACCAUUUGGUGGAAGGAGAGCGGGAGCCCUAUCAGAUUGACUAUCGCAGGAUUGUAGGGGAUACAGAGCCAGCCAAGUUUCGAUUAUCUACCAGGGAGAGUGAACAUCAUUUUCAUGGAUCACCACUGCAUGGUCACCUGCAUGGACAUGGCCAUGAAACUGCCGCCCAACGGUACAGUGCCACUCGAAUACAAGCUGGAUAUGAACCUGAAAGCAUGGCUGACUACUUGAUUAGUGGAGGCACAGGCUACGUACCUGACGAUGGACUCACCGCGCAACAGCUCUUUGCAAUUGGCGACGGGCUAACGUACAACUCAGCAAAUCACUCAGAUUCUGAUGGACUCACAGCAGAGCAGCUAUUCUGUAAUGGAGAUGGAUUAACAUAUAAUGACUUCUUGAUCCUCCCUGGCUUUAUUGACUUUACUGCUGAUGAAGUGGAUUUAACCUCUGCGCUUACACGAAAAAUUACCCUCAAGACACCUUUGAUUUCCUCUCCCAUGGACACUGUUACUGAAUCCUGCAUGGCAAUCGCUAUGGCACUAAUGGGGGGCAUUGGAAUCAUUCAUCACAAUUGUACUCCAGAGUUUCAGGCUAAUGAAGUUCGUAAAGUUAAGAAAUUUGAACAAGGGUUUAUUACUGAUCCUGUGGUAAUGAGUCCACGCCACACUGUGGGAGAUGUCUUUGAAGCCAAAAUUCGACAUGGGUUUUCUGGAAUUCCAAUAACAGAGACUGGGAAAAUGGGUAGCAAGCUUGUAGGGAUUGUCACUUCACGUGAUAUUGAUUUUUUGACCGAGAAAGAUUAUGACACUUCACUGAAUGAGGUUAUGACAAAGCGUGAAGAUUUGGUUGUUGCUCCUGCUGGGGUAACACUUAAAGAAGCAAAUGAAAUUCUUCAACGAAGCAAGAAGGGAUUUUGGAGCACAUGGACCAAUGAUCCCAUUGCCUAUCCUAGCCAGGUGAUUAGCAACAAGACAUCAGGCAUUAGAGGAAAACUUCCAAUUGUAAAUGAUAGUGAUGAAUUAAUUUCAAUAAUUGCUCGGACUGACCUAAAGAAGAACCGUGAUUAUCCUUUGGCAUCCAAAGACUCUCGGAAACAACUUUUGUGUGGGGCAGCUAUUGGCACUCGAGAAGAUGAUAAAUACAGACUUGACUUGCUGAUGCAGGCUGGAGUUGAUGUGAUAGUUCUAGACUCAUCACAGGGUAAUUCAGUUUACCAGAUUAAUAUGAUACAUUAUAUCAAACAAAAAUAUCCAGAACUUCAAGUUAUUGGAGGGAAUGUGGUCACAGCAGCUCAAGCUAAAAAUUUAAUUGAUGCUGGUGCAGAUGCUCUAAGAGUUGGAAUGGGCUGUGGUUCUAUAUGUAUCACUCAGGAAGUUAUGGCAUGUGGUCGGCCACAGGGCACAGCUGUGUACAAAGUUGCAGAAUAUGCUCGACGAUUUGGUGUCCCAGUCAUUGCUGACGGUGGAAUUCAGACUGUAGGACAUGUUGUCAAGGCACUUUCUCUGGGGGCAUCAACCGUAAUGAUGGGCUCCUUAUUGGCUGCAACAACAGAGGCUCCAGGAGAGUACUUUUUCUCUGAUGGAGUUCGCCUGAAAAAAUACCGUGGAAUGGGAUCCCUUGAUGCUAUGGAGAAAAACAGCAGCAGUCAGAAAAGAUAUUUCAGUGAAGGGGAUAAGGUAAAAGUUGCCCAGGGGGUUUCAGGAUCAGUCCAGGACAAAGGAUCUAUUCACAAAUUUGUUCCUUACCUGAUUGCUGGAAUUCAGCAUGGUUGUCAAGACAUUGGAGCCAAGAGCCUUUCUAUUCUGCGAUCUAUGAUGUAUUCUGGGGAGUUGAAAUUUGAAAAGAGGACAAUGUCUGCUCAAGUAGAGGGAGGUAUACAUGGACUUCACUCAUACUCUUUUGUGCCAUUUAUGAGAAGCGCCUGUAUUGAAGGAGGAGGCAAAAGCCAGUUGCGGGUGGCUCCCUGCGUCCCAACUCCAGUGGCAACCAAACAUAGUGGAUAAAUCUGGAAACUGCCGACCUGCACUCUUAAUUGUGUUUCAAUCAUCUAACCUGAAGUUUACCAGUUCAUGACAUGAAAAAAUUGCACUACCAAUAAAGUAUCAGGGCUUAAACUAAUAUAGGUUUAAAGAAAAAAAUAAGACUUUGAUCACUUGUACAGUUUGUUAUCAAGGAUGCCGUUUGUGCAAACUGAGCUAAUAUGAAGCAUGAUAAAAUAAGUGCUUAUGUGGAAUAAUGCACUAAUCCUGUCAGAGUGCACUGUGGCAAGUCUCAAAAAGGUAAAGGACCUUUAAACCUUUGAGAUGCUAAAUAGUGAAAAAUAAUAUCACACUAGUUUCCAUGUCUUGUGGCAGUACAGCAUUGUGUUAGCUAGUGAACUGCACAAGAAAGUCUCCUAGACUGUCAUCAUUUAUUACUUCUUUUCUAAUAAGAGGCAGAAAGACCAAGUUAUUGCCCAGUCUGUUUACUGAUCAGAUAGUAAAGAGUUACGCCAGAUUAUAAUUGAUAGUUUCAUAUUUUUAUUGUAAAUUUGGUUAAGAGGGGGGAGGUAUCACAUGGAACGGAAAAAGAGACUUGUAUUUUAUUUAUUUAUAUAUAUAUAUAUAUAUAUAUAUAUAUAUAUAUAUAUAUAUAUAUAUAUAUAUAUAUAUAUAUAUAUAUAUACACACACACACACACGCAAGAUACAAGUAUUACAAGUAAAGGCACUAUUUUAGUUAUCAGAAAGUACAACUUACUUAGUAUUUGCUUUUGCCAUUUUUCAUUUUAUUAGAAAAAAUGCCUUUUUUUUUUUUUUUUUUUUUUUUUAUAAAUGCGUUAAACAUGUCCUAUUACUCAUUAGGUUAACAUAAAGCCUCCUAACUAAAAGGUGUUAUCCUGUUUUUUAGCAGGUUUUGAUUUACAGGGGACCAAAAGCUAUGGUAGCCAAAAAAUCAGGGAUAUAUUCCACCAAGAGAGCCUUAUAAUGAGUGUGUAGUACUGAUUCUUAGUGCUAAUGUGGCAGUAGUUCAUGGUGAACUGGAUUCAAAUUUUUUAACACGUACCAAAAUUGAAAUAAGGAAAGAUUUGGGGUGGGUAUGGGGGGUUCAGUCCAUAGUAAAGUUUUUUUGUUCCUGUUUAAUUUUCAAAUUUUUAGAAGUUCUUUUAUUUAAACAGGGUACUGUAGCAUUAUGGCAUGCUUUUGAUGGUUGGGGCAUUUUGCAUAUAUUCCAUAAACUAGUUUGAGAAGGGUAAUAAAUGAUUUCAUUUUACUAUAGGUUCUUUUUUUCAUUUUUUUACUAGCCCAUUUUCCUUUAUUAAUGUUUACAAUAUUGUUGUGAAUAUAUUUUGAUGCAGUUACCAUGCUAUUCUGUUUCCUGUUUUUUAUUUGUAAUAGUGCUAUUAUGUACUGAUGGUAGUUUUGCUAGUGUACAGAACUAUUACAAAAUUAAGAUACGGAGGUUACAAUGUAUGUGCUGCUAUGUUUUAAUAUUGCCUUGUACAGUAGGUUUUUAUUUAGAUGGAUUGACUGUUAAAGAAUGAUGCAAAGCAUUUUGUCUUCAAAGGUACAUAUAUUUUUUAUGUACAAGUUAAAAAUACUAAAGAUCUAGAAUGGCACUGUUCAGAUGUUUGAAAAGUGUUACUGUGAGCUAUUUAUUUCUAUUUUUAAACAAUAUCUAGAAUUAAAUGUAUACUUAUGUAAUAUUAUACCUAAAACACUGUAGAAAUUAAAACUGCUUUAUAUGUGAUGCCAUUUUCUUACUUUUUCACUGUAAAUGUAAACUUUGCAUUCUUACAGGUGUAAUCACUUUAAAAAGCUUUCUGUAUGUUGGUAAAUGUAAAGUUGCUCUUCCUGUUUACUCUUAUGUGAAAAAUAUAAAUUUAAAGCAAAACGAAAAAGAAUGCAGGCAAAAGGAAUGAAGACCUUCUCCAGACUAUCCCUCAUUAUUGUUUGUUUCAGUUGACAGUUUACAGUCUUUUAUAAUAUUACAAAAGCAAUAUUUGUAUUUUCCAAAAUAACAACAGUGUAACAUAAUAUUCUAACUAAAAGGAAGAAUAUUCCUGUGUUGUGUUUACUGAUGCCAGAUAUGGUCCCGUAACCAUUUACUUAAUGGAAUUGUGUGAGUCCAGAAAAAAAGAAUAAAUAAAAGAACAACCUUUCAAAUCCUA
Erpetoichthys calabaricus (reedfish) is the source of this 4455-nucleotide messenger RNA. RefSeq names its product inosine-5'-monophosphate dehydrogenase 1b. Gene Ontology annotation, cellular component: cytoplasm. Gene Ontology annotation, biological process: GTP biosynthetic process. The coding region runs from base 288 to 2309 and encodes 673 amino acids. Gene Ontology annotation, molecular function: IMP dehydrogenase activity. The record is from RefSeq and is a predicted model, not a curated record. Lineage: Eukaryota; Metazoa; Chordata; Cladistia; Polypteriformes; Polypteridae. The transcript has 18 exons.